This is a messenger RNA of Pelobates cultripes (western spadefoot toad), 9201 nucleotides long. NCBI's taxonomy places the organism in Eukaryota, Metazoa, Chordata, Amphibia, Anura, Pelobatidae. The record is from the annotation of a GenBank genome assembly.
CGGCGAGAUAGAGAUGCAGAAGGAGAGAGGGACUAGGUAAAAGAGAGAACACAGUAGUGUUAGUUAUAGGAAUAAGGAAACAGCAUGUACCCGAGAGACUAACCUGUACCUGUGAAACAGACUCAAGCAGGACAAAUCUGAUCAACAGGGAAAUCCCUAAUUAACUGAUUGAUAAUGUGCAUACGUCUAACACAGUGGUAAGUAUCAUUAACUAGGUAUGUACCUAUGGAGUGAAAACACUCACUGUACCUGUGUGACUCUUGUCUGGGAGAAAUGUAUUAUUGGAGAUGUCUGCACAUGUCUAUCACACUCACCUGCACUAGGCACUAUAUUUUUACCUACACACAAAAAAAGAGGUUUGCAGUCACAAACCUUCUGUCUGUGAUGCUCUGUUCAUCAUCAUUCACAACAAUCGCUGAAUGUUAAAAUGUUUAUUUUGUCUGUCAUUUUGACAGUGAUUUAUAAAGGUGAAAACAGGUGCUAUUCUGAGGCAAUGUGCUAAAUAUGGAGCAAUUACCAUGGAAACCAAGAGAAUGUUUCUCAACGUUUAGCACUUAGCACCAAGAAUUGCACCUGUUUUACUUUGAUAAAUCUUCCGCAUUUUGUCUCUGUGUAAACGUUCUACCAAAUGUGCAUCUGCCAUUGUGGGUGCUCAGUGGGUUUAUUUCUAGAUUGUCAAUGUAUGUCUUGAUCGUGCCAGUAUGUCAAUUUGUCCGUAUAUCCUAUCUCUGAGUCACCGUUGUCGCUUCUCUUGCUGUUUCACAUUUAUCACUGUAUAUUUCACCUUCUGUCGCUAAUGAGUUUCACUCCUUGCCUGGGUUUUUUGUUAAUGUUUGCAUGUAACCUUCCAUUUCUAUGUAAUUCCAUGGAUUUGGCUAUGUGUGCUUACCCCUCUAUGUGUUCAUUAAUUGCACCCUAAUAUUUGCUUGUCAUAUUGCGUUACUUAGCUUUAAUCCCUGCAUGUUUGUGCGUUGCUGUUUUAUUGUCUAAUCAUAAAUCUCCAAAGGUCCCUGUUUGAGUUUGUGUGUGUCAGUGCCUCUUUGCAGUCAUGCUACUGUUGCACUCUGUGCGUCACUAUUCAUGUUUUAUACGCAUUGUGUUUGUUUCAGAAACAGUGCUUGAUUAUGACUGCAUGAGGCUUUUAUUUAGCAUUCUCUGCUCAUUAGUGUCUCUCUGUCUCUGAAAGCAUCUCUGCCUGUGUGUCUUUGUUGUGUUCUCCUUAGACUGCUUCAGUGAGUUUAAGUCAAUGCCAUGUACACCGAUAUGCUAAGUAUCUUUCUGCCAAGUCCUGUAGUGUUGGAGUUAAGGGAAAGUCAAGAAGCUAACUAUCAACUCCUGGUCACACAAUGGCACAGGCACUAGGGGCCAGCAUUACAUUCAGCUGAUAAAAGAUAAGCUAAAAAAGAGAAACCCCUUCACUGCCAAAUGACUAAUAUUGCAAUCCCUGUAUUGCCUGUUUGGUGACAGGCUGCGUUUUUAACUGAGGGGAAAAAAACAUAUUCUUCAUCUAACCUUGUUUUCAAAAAAAGUGUCAAUUUUAAUUAUUUAACAUUUUAAUGCACAAGGACCCACUCCAACUGCUAUUGGCAUUAUGAAGGCUGCCUUCAAUGCCCAAGAGGCGUUCAUAUUUAAGGUGUUAAAUCUUGGUCCACUAAGCAUUCAAAAGUAAUUUGUCAGAAAAGGAAGCCGAAUUCUUUUUAACCCAUUAAUGUCCAGAGAGCGCUAUACUGUUAUACUCACCAUAGAAACUUAAAAUGCCACAAAGAGCAGUUUAUAUAGGUUAACUGUAAAAUUAAACCAUGCACGUAGAAUGGAUAAGUAUAUUGAAUAUUUAGUGUAGAUUUUUAAUUUUUAAAAAAGGUAAAAAGGUGUGUGUGUAUGUGUGUGAAUAUUGGAGUGAAUUUACUUAAGUGUCAGUGUGAAUACAGAGGUGUGUGCAUGAAGUUUUUGUGAAUGUGUGUGAAUGCAGUGGAACCCAGGGCAGAUUCUCCUGCGGACACUACAUCACACAAAAAUGUAAACCUUGAGACUAUCUAAGCACUAUAAUCAAUACAGCUCACUGUAGUGGUUAUGGUGAGCAGAGACUAUGGGUACAGUUCCUUCAGUUUUUCUCAUACCAUUUUCCAGUAGUUGUAAGUUACCUGAACUCCGCAGACUAUUAACUCAGCAUGGGACAUAUAAUGUGCCGGUAAAGUGCUUUGUGGGCUAAAUAUGUAUAUUUUUUCCCACUCUUGUUACUAUCCUUUCCUGUUUGUGCAUGUUUUCUUUUUCUAUUUCUUUUUUUGUACACAAUGCCCAGACAUGCAUUCACUUACAUAGACACACAGAGUUAGAAACACACCCACACAUAAAUAAACACACACAGACAGAUAUAGAAGUGCACCUUCAGAAUUACAAAUACAAGUACACCUUCAGAAACACACAAAAACACCAAUUGGAAAAUCAUUACUCACACAGCCCCCAUGAAAAUAAAUGAUUUACUUUUCAAUCAGAUCCUACAGUACAGUGUGUUUUUAUCAUCUUUUCUGUUAUCUGAACAUUUAUCACACAUAAGAGAUUGUUGCAGGCUCUAAUAGAGCAAGGGAUUAGAUAUUUUAAUUGAUCAAUAAGGGAAGCUAAAAAAAAUUAGACUCUUUUUUUUAGGAAAUGUGUAGAAAGGAUGUGUGAAUCACACCCAGGGGAGGUGUGGUUAGGGCUGCAUAAACAAAAUAAUAUUAGUUUUAAAAGGUGGAGAAUUGAGAAGUGAAACUGCAGUGGAUUGAUCUAGGCACCAAAACCACUUAAUAAAGCAAAAAUUGUUUUGGUACUUAGAGAGCAUCAUAGGGUGACAAUGUCGUCCCAUAGCAGUAGAAUCUUUAUGAAAAGGGGAUAUUGUCUGUGUUAGAAUUUACUAAAACUUCAGCACAAUCCUAAAAAAUCCAUAAAGCAAUAUAUAGACAAUUUAAAUAACACAACUAAACAAAAAUGUCAAAUGGACUUAAAAUUUAUUUUAGCGUGUCAUUCAAACAAUGAUUUUAUUAAUAACAUAAACAGGUGGUGAAUUAAAGGAUAUGUGUUAGGAGACGGACUAAGCUCUGGUAAACCAUACCAAAUUCCUUUUUCACCCUGUGCAAGAAAUUAACCAAAAUAUUUGUGUAUAAUCUCUUACCCAUUGUACAGCGCUACUGAAUCGGAUAGUGCUGUAUAAAUAAUAAAAUAAUAAUAUCUAAGUACAUACUGAUUAUUCUCUAAACUGGGAAUUGUGGAGAAAUUAUAAGAAAAAUGCAAAUGUUAAGAUUCACUUGCUAACUGAGAAGCCUCGCUUAUUGAAAAGCCUGCAUGCACUCACGUGCCUGCUCGUGUGUGCCCAUUUACUGUGUGCGUGCAUGUUGGCAUGUUUAUACACACACAAGCAGCAAACUGGACAAUGUUCUGAAGUAUGCAGGGGGAAGGCUCGAGUUGAGUGCACCUGCCAAUUUAGUUGGCCUAGGGUAGCUGACGGAAAAAGAAAGAAAUUAUUUAUAAAAGUGCUGAUUUCUAAUACAAAUUGCCACUUUUAUAAACUGUCAUUGAGAUCCUAAGAUAAUCCAUAGUUGAAGUGCUUUAUGGGUGUGGAGUGGUUAUUUAAAUGUGUUAUCACUUUGUCAAUUCUCCACAAUUCCCACCUCAGUGAAAAGCCCCCAAUAAGCAAUACAGAAUAAUGUAGGAGUUAUAAAUAUUUAUCAUAAGGUAUCUGCCAUAUCUUUUUUUCUCAAUAAAUAUGAUUUUGUUCUCUUCUUUAACAGAUACAAUUUUUUACACGCUCUCUGGAAUAUAGAGCCUAUUAAAUACCGGCUGCACAAUGAACCUUACUUUAUUCAGUUACCAAAGCUAUGAGAACACAGCGGCUUUUUAACAUUGUGUUGGAGAGAAUCACUAUUCUGCUUAUUCAUACAAAGGACCAGCAUCAAUGAUAGAAAAUACUUCAGGUGCACUGCCAAUGCAUUACAGACAGCCUUAAUAAGUCAAAUUGUUUACCGUAUGAUUUUACAUAAGAUCUUUUGAUAGGCAAUUUGAUAACAACAAGCUGAAAAUCGUCAUCAAAUAUAUAAGUUGAUAGACACAUACAUAACCAAAGAAAGUCCAUACCAAAGGGGCAUGGAGAGGAAUUAAAGAAUUGUCUUUCGACAAGGACAUUGUAAGUCUAACAAAAAAAAAACUUCAAUAUUACAAAAUCUACAACAGAGAGUAAAAGGCUAUAUAUAACAGUGGCGGAAAACAUGAGACUUGUUUCAAAGACAUUCAGACCAAACAUGGAAUUAGAAAACCUCCAAAUAGUUUUUCAACCAAAGAAAGCCUUUACAGGAGCAGAGAAAGUGUGCGUCAAAUAAGUAACAUUUUAACCUUUCACUGAGAAAUGACCCCAACUUCUCCAACAACUCUCCUUGCAAGCUCUUUUGCUGAAAUCAACACAACCUUGUAUACCAAUGCUUCAGCUCCCCAAAGCCUUGCUGCCCCAGGACUCAUCAUUCCACUUGUCUAUCUGGUAGUAUGUGCAGUAGGGCUAUGGGGCAACACUCUAGUUAUUUACUUGGCAUGGCGCAGUCCUGCUGGACAGAACUCAGUCACUGCUCUGUACAUCCUAAAUUUGGCCCUAGCAGAUGAUCUUUUUAUGUUAGGCCUACCAUUUCUGGCUGCCCAGAAUGCUCUGUCCUAUUGGCCUUUUGGCUCUCCAGUAUGUCGUAUAGUAAUGACUCUGGAUGCAGUCAAUCAAUUUACUAGCAUAUUUUGUCUAACUGUAUUAAGUUUGGAUAGAUAUCUAGCUGUAGUUCGACCAGUCCAAUCAGCAAAGUGGAGAAGACCUAGAGUGGCCAAAUGUGUAAAUGUAACAGUGUGGAUCCUCUCUUUCCUGGUUGUACUGCCAGUGGUUUUCUUCUCUGGCGUCCCAGGGAAUUCUGGAACUUGCCACAUUGCCUGGCCAGAGCCAGCCCAUGCCUGGAGAACUGGUUUCAUUAUAUAUACUGCUGCACUAGGCUUCUUCUGUCCAUUACUCGUGAUCUGCAUCUGUCAUAUACUAAUUGUGGCCCAACUGAGAUCAUCUGGACAACGAGUCAGAGUGGCCCCUAACCGGAGGCAAGGGCCAGAGCGCAAAGUAACCAAAAUGGUGGCCCUUACAGUAACUGCUUUCUUUCUGUGCUGGUUCCCCUUUUAUGCUUUGAACAUCAUAAAUUUAUUGUGGCCACUACCAGAAAGUCCUAAGUUAUAUGGGCUCUACACAUUUGUGGUGGCUCUUUCUUAUGCAAACAGCUGCCUAAACCCUAUUAUCUAUGCUCUUCUUGCUCGUCCUUUUCAAAGAGGUUUGCGGCGUGUUCUCUGUAGGACCUCUGUGAAGGUGGGUGAUGGAGUAUUGAGAGCCGGUAAUGAAGGGGCACAUGGUGAACUCAGCAGAGUUAGUGGCAUUUCUCAGGAAGUAAAGACUUUGAGAAUGCAGCCUAGAGAUGAAAAUGGAGAAAUGGUAGUGACAGAGGAUCAGGCACAAGAAGUGGGAACGUCUGGGCAAAAAGCUCUUCCGGAAGAGUUAGGGGCAUCUGAGAAAGAAAACAUGCUGGGCAUAAGUUACUUGUAAAUCAGAAAGCUUGUAAAUGUCUGAAACUGCAGUGUUUGUGGAUAUAAACAUUUUUGACUCUGGGAAAUAUUAAUCCUUAAAGAAUUGAACAGACAAUGUAAAAUUCAUUUUUCUACUAACAAAAUGACUCUCGGCAUUCUAUGACUUUUCUAGUAUUUUAAGCUGGUACAAAUUAUCAAGACUAAAGCAAAAACUAAUGUACUUUCCAGUUAAUUAAUUAAAAAAAAUAUUUGAGGAAUCUAUGAAUCAGAUGAAGGAAGAGCAGAAUGUGAACAAUUAUUCUGUAUAGGUUAUUAUGUCUAUUUCAAGUGAGGCUGGUGAGCCUAUUUAAUGCUUAUUGCCUGUUGCUAAGACUGGUAUCAAUGAUGGUAUUUCAAGUUAUGAAUAUCUGACGUAACCAAGCAACCUACCUUUGAAAUGAAAAGACGCACUUUGUAAAAGUCCUUGGGCAAUUCGUGAUAAGCAACUAUUCACAUAUGUAUGAUUGUAGGCUCUGCAAGUCAGGAACUAACUAACCCAAAGAACUGAUGAUGAGAGUCAAAUGCUUGUUUACUAUAGGAGUUCAAAAACAGAUAAGAAGCGGCAGAAAAUAGGGAUUCAACUAUUUAGUUGUCUUGUUGUUUUUUUUCUGCAAAUCUAAAUGGUCUAGAAUUAUGAACUGAAUGAUCCAAAUGCAAACUUUUUAUGAAAAGGUUAAGAGCCAGAGACUGUUUUUCUUUCCAUAAUUUUCAACAAAAUGCUUCAUGCCUCAAAUACUCAACAUGCUUUAUACAAUGCUUCUUGAAGCUGUUUUUCCAUUGCACUGGCUGUAAAGUGUGAAAUGCUUUAAAAGGAAGAGACUAACAAUCCAAAACAAGAAUUGAGACCAAUUAAAUUUAUACUAAGCAAUAAUUCCUAACCAUUAUUAAUUUUUCUUUUUUGCAAAGAAAGUAAUUUAACAAACAUUUUUUGUGACUAAAAUAAAAAUACGAUGUAAUAUAACAAAUACUGAAGAAUUACACUUCUACAACACCGUUGAUUUUUUUGUUGUUUUUUGUUUGUUUUGUUUUUCUAUUUCCAAGGAACUGCCUGCAUUGCAGAACUUAUGCCAGCAGUAAAUAUGCCAAAUUCAGAUUAUUAAAAAAUAAAGAAUUAACUAAUUUUAGAUGCUAGAGAAGCAUCAUGAUUGUCUUUAACAAACCACCAUAUUCUGCAUUCUUAUUAAGACCAAAUACACCGGAAUGUUAAGAAGACAAGCAGGCUUUCUUUGGUGGUGCUGAGCACCUUCUGUGGGAUUUGUUUUAUGCUAUUAUAUUCUGUGUUGUGAUAUAAUGAUGUGUUCCUACCAUAUGUUUGUGCGUACAAACACACACCUGUGGUGGGUCAAAAAAAAAUAAUGGAAACACCUACAAAAUAUUACUGUCUAGGGUAAAAAAUGAGUCGGCCUCCAAAAAAAGUCUUCUAUAUCUCUGCUCCAGAACUGGAAUGCCGAUUUGAAAGACACUAAUCCUUAUGCUCUAGAACACAGACUUUAAUUUGUUUAGCAGUAUGAGGCUAUUUUCAACAUGGAAAACGUCUACAAGAAACAGUAUUUGCACUUUUAGGUGCCCCUAGUAGUUUAAAAUUAUCUAAUUUCCCUUGUCUAACAGAUAGAUAUAAUCACUCUAUUAAGAUUGUUGCACAUCAUUGUGAGGCCAUUGUGGGUUGAACACACCUUCUGUCAUUCUGAAACCUGUUCAAAUAUAGAAAUUAAGAUGAAAAAGCAUUGCAUUAGACCAUAUUAAUUUUCUUUACUGCUUAUGGGUCCAGGUUUUGAUAGUCUACAUCAGUGGUUCCCAACCAAGUCCUUAAGUACCCCCUAACAGUCCAGGAUUCAGGGAUUACCCAAUUGAUGUCUAAGGUGUUUUUAGAAAAAUAAAAAGACACUUUAGAAGUUUAGACACAACAGAGUUAUCCCUAAAUCUUGGACUGGUAGGGGGUACUUGAGGACUGGGUUGGGAACCCCUGAUCUACAUCAUGCUAUGUGCGUUUAUACAUUGGAUACAUUUUGGAAUGGCAACCCUUUCUAUAAAGGAAAACUGCCACUUUUUAUUAUUUUUAAUAUUAUGUUUACUUAUCCCCCAUAUAGUUAACAAAUAUAUCUGAAAAUUCAAAUUGAAUGUUGAAAUCUACACUUUGCUAUCUGGGAACUGAGCACCUCCAUCUUAGUUCCCUGUCAAUCAUUGUUACAUUCUUAUAAUGGCUGCCCUUUGUAUCCAACAGUCAGCAUACAAACAUAAUAGAGAGAGAAGAGAGAACACAAACAAUGUAUAAAUUACUUCUCCUCCAAUGAAUGUGUGCCUUGGCUGUGCCUAGACUAAAACUAGAUUUUGAUCUUAUUUUUUUUUAUAAAAGAAAAUGGAGUAUUAUAAAAAGUUAACACAAGUUCUAUGUUAUUUUCACUACUUUAUUUAACAUUCUGUUUUCUAGAGAAGUGAUCGUAUCCCUUUAAAAUAAGUAAAGCUCUCCACAUGAUGUUCUUUGUGGCGUGUCGAUCUAUCUUUGAGAGAUAGCAAGGAACCAUGACAUAUUUAAUCAUUUUGCAAUGUUUGUGUAGAAUGAACUUGCACAUGAAUCAUUUACAAUUUAACUCUGUUUAAAUUAUAUUAAUUAUCUCAUGCUGUAUUGUAAAAAGUCAUAAAUCGAACAGCUAAUUGUCAGAACAUUUUAUAAGUGAGGUACAUUUGCAAUGGGCAAUCAACUUACGAUGACUUACCUUUGCAACAUUGACAUGACUAUUUACGAAGUUGAGAAUUCAAAGGGAAUAGCACAUUUAAAGCCAAAGUACACGAAAUGAAAGCAUAGCAAACUUAGAGAAUUUUUCAGUUUCGGUUAUUUUGAUCUUAAAUUUAAAAUUCACUUUGAAUUCUCACUUUAUUGAAUGAUACUGUUAGUUACAACAUCAAAACCCUAUAUCAAUUUGGUGUUUCCAUUAUUUUGCCCACUACCUGUAUAUUGAUUAUACUCUAUAAUAUUGCACUUUAGUAGUGUUUAAUCACAUGCACUUUGUCAAGAAAAUAAAUCUACAACAACUGUAAAGAGUACUGGGGAUAUUAUUGCAAAGCUUAUUUAAACCAUACUUUAUUAUUUUGUAUAACAUAUAAACAUUGUGUAUAACUAAGUGAAAAAAAAAAUGUUUCACGUAUUUGUGCAUGAAUGGUCACAAUACAUAUUACACGCAACACAACAUAAUCACUGGAAUCUAUUUAAAUAAUGAAAGUAUUCAGAACACAGCUUAAAGGAAACUGUCAUUCAUUUUUUAACUGUUAUAUUUAUCUUUAAUCAUAGCCUUCAGUAGUGUAGAGUAGUUUCUGUAUCAAUAUAAUUUUCAUAAAAUUGUUAGUUUUUCAAUGCUCUAUUACCAAUUGGUUUGUCUAAGAAAACCUCUUUCAAUUGUACUGUUAUUCUGUAAACAAUAGAAUGCCUCUUCAAACACGUCUAUAAAAAAAAAAAAAAAGUAAAAGUGUCUAUUUAUUUAGUGACAGUUUAUGGACCAAUAUAAGAAAGUUCUAUCACAACCUACUUACAUAUAAAAUGUAUAAAACACACACAAACACACAACCAAUUUACUUACAUAAAUACAUUUGCACAAAUAACAU